Nannochloropsis gaditana CCMP526 is the source of this 1111-nucleotide messenger RNA. RefSeq lists its product as uncharacterized. The record is from RefSeq and is a predicted model, not a curated record. The coding region runs from base 20 to 1111 and encodes 363 amino acids. The transcript is spliced from 3 exons.
AAGGAGUGCAACAAUAUCAAUGCAGAGUGAUGUUGUGGAAGAUAACGAGAACGUGGAAAACGGUGUGCCAAAUUGCCGCAAACUUAAAUUUAUCGAUCGGCAGGGACUUUUACAGCGUGUGACAGUAGCCACCACUGCCGGAAUAUUGGGUAGCAGUAUCACGGGUGCUUUCCCGUCAUGUCCAAAUGCUGCAAAUGCGAUUGGCGAACUGCCAGAAUGGGCGUCUAACCCGCGCUUCACGCAGCACCUUGUUAUCAAUGUCCCAGAUAUGGCUGCAGCCUUAUCCUUCUACAUGGAUGGCCUGCAAAUGCAUGUACUGCGAUCCCGACUUGUAGGGGGGCAAAAUAGUACAUUUGUUGGGUAUGGACCUGAGACAUUGAAAACGCCAAAGGCCUGGUAUCCUGGUGUCUCUUCCUUUUCAAUGUACGGGGCUCAUUUCGUUCUGGAACUGAACGAGGUUCUCAAAACGGAAGAGGGUGACACCCCUGUGCUUGACCCUGGAAAUGCCGUUGCCUACCUCCAGUUGGCCGUUCCCUCACUUCGUCUCUCUAAACUGGCGGAAGCAGGGGGCAAGAUAAAAUCUGCAUACGGAUGGGUCCUUGUGGACUCUCCCGGCGGGUUACGCCAUCAAGUCAUAGUCGGGAUGCGGCGAGACCCCAUCAUGAUGCUAGCCCUGAAUGUCCCCGACGUGCAGAAAGCCUCUGGCUUUUAUGUCAAUGCCCUGGGUAUGCGAGAACAGCCCUAUCCGCUCUCACGAAUCCCAGAGUCGAUCUAUGAGCCAAAGCAGCCGAAGGGCAGCCGAUUUCUCGCUUUUAGUGAGGACGGCUUCGGGAUAUUGCUAUUGCCUCUCCCCAAAAAAGAGGCCAAAGCCGGUGUCCGUCUUGGAGGGGUAGUGGAUAAGCUGGCUAUUCUUGGGACAGAUGUAGUAGGGAAGGGAGGAGCAGAGGAUUGGAAAGCAAGCGGGGUGGAUGUGAGGUUUGCUGGGGAGGCGCCGGGCAUAGGGACCAAAGUUGCGGUAACAAACGAUCCGGUCACAGGCCUUGGGGUGGUUUUGGUCGAGGCCAACGAUUUAGAGAAGGAAUUGGUGGGAACCGUUUCGGCUGGUGAGUAA